This is a messenger RNA of Notothenia coriiceps (black rockcod), 2192 nucleotides long. RefSeq names its product SWI/SNF related BAF chromatin remodeling complex subunit D2 (gene smarcd2). NCBI's taxonomy places the organism in Eukaryota, Metazoa, Chordata, Actinopteri, Perciformes, Nototheniidae. The coding region runs from base 258 to 1790 and encodes 510 amino acids. The record is from RefSeq and is a predicted model, not a curated record. The transcript is spliced from 13 exons.
GAAAACAAGCCGUUGCAGGCAGAAGCAGAUCCCGGAAGUAGAUGCCGUUAGAAACGAGCUAACGUUAGCCAGCUUUUUGUUGACAGUUUGCUGGCUGUCAAACCACAGCUUGACCUCAUUUAAAGAAACUGCAGUCAGCGAACGCUUCGUCCCAACUUGUACCAGCGACGUGUAUUUAGCAGCUUGCUAGUGUUGUUUAUUGACCGAAGUUUGGCUAUAGUUUUCGUCACUUUUAAAACCACUUGUGGAUCCAGAACAUGGCAUCGAGAGGAGGAGGAGGAGGGUUCACCCCGAUGGGUCUGAGCCCCAUGAAUGUGGGGCAUGCUGCGGGCAUGAGGAUGCCAGGUAUGCCCCAACCUCCGGGGGGAUACUCCCGGGGCAUGAACAACGCUCCCCAGUACCCACAGCGCCCAGGGAUGCCAUCUAACCGAGUUGGGGGCCCAAUGGGAUCAAUGGGGGGUCAGCUGCCUGGCCCUUCUUACGGCAGUGGGAACAUGUCCAUGCGGCAAGGCAUGGGGCCUCCAGGCAUGGACACUUCCAGAAAACGCUUUCUUCAUAUGCAUCAACAGCAACAGCAGCAGCAGCAGCAGCAGCAGCAGCAGCAAGAGGCGCUGGGAAGCCUGAGACGAGGGCCAAAGAGACGAAAGAUGGCCGACAAGGUUCUCCCACAGAGGAUCAGAGACCUGGUCCCAGAGUCCCAGGCCUACAUGGAUCUCUUGGCCUUUGAGAGGAAACUGGACCAGACCAUCGCUCGAAAGCGUAUGGAGAUCCAGGAAGCCAUCAAGAAGCCCAUCAUGCAAAAACGCAAGCUCAGGAUCUACAUUUCCAACACGUACACCCCCAGCAAGCCGGAGGGCGAGGAGGCAGAGAAGGUUUCCUCCUGGGAACUGAGAGUGGAGGGAAAACUUCUGGAGGAACCUGGCAAGCAGAAGAGGAAGUUCUCAUCUUUCUUCAAAAGCCUGGUGAUUGAGCUGGAUAAGGAGCUCUAUGGACCCGACAACCACCUAGUAGAGUGGCACAGAAUGCCCACCACUCAGGAGACGGAUGGUUUCCAGGUCAAAAGGCCCGGUGAUGUGAAUGUGAAAUGCACCCUGCUGCUCAUGCUCGACCACCAGCCCCCUCAGUACAAACUGGACCCCCGGUUGGCUCGUCUGCUCGGUGUUCACACACAGACGCGAGCCAGCAUCAUGCAGGCCCUUUGGCUCUACAUCAAGAAUAACAAGCUGCAGGACUGUCAUGAGAAGGAGUUCAUCAACUGCAACCGCUACUUCAGACAGAUCUUCGGCUGUCCUCGCAUGAAGUUCUCUGAGAUUCCCAUGAAACUGGCAGGCCUGCUGCAGCACCCUGACCCCAUCAUCGUCAAUCACAUGAUUAGUGUGGACCCCACCGAUCAGAAGAAGACUGCGUGCUAUGACAUUGAUGUGGAGGUGGAUGACCCUCUGAAGGGCCAAAUGAACAGUUUCCUGUCCUCUACAACAAACCAACAGGAAAUUGCUGCGCUGGAAAUUAAGAUUCACGAGACGAUUGAGUACAUCAACCAGCUGAAGACUGAGAGAGACUUCAUGCUGAGCUUCAGCAAUAAACCUCAGGACUUCAUCCAAGACUGGCUCAAGUCUCAGUGCAGAGAUCUGAAGUUGAUGACUGAUGUGACAGGAAACCCAGAGGAGGAGAGGAGGACUGAGUUCUACGAGGGGCCCUGGGUACCAGAGGCUGUGGGCAGAUACGUCUACUCCAAGGUCCAGCAGAGAAGACAAGACUUGGAGCAGGUGUUGGGAAUCCGUCUCGCCUAAAGACAUAUUACAGUAUACAAUAUAUACUUGACUUAAUCGAAAUUGGAAUUUGCUGGGAAAUAAAUAGGCUACUGUUGCAGCUUAAAUGUUAACAAAGCCAUCCUCACUGACAUGGUAUAUGGGAAACAUAUAGGAUUGUAGUUUUAAAUCAAGUAUAUUGGGCCAAAGUGAUUAACAUUUCCUUAAUUCUAUGAUUACUUUAUAUUUUGUGUCGUUUUGAGCCUGUUCAAAUAAUCUUGCCUUGUUUUGCUAAAUGUUUUGUUUAUGGUACAUUAUGCUUGAAACAGUGUUGGCAUUGGUGCUGUGUAGGUGUUUUAGAAAGGGUGUCUGUUUACCAUUUAGAAGCCAUAACCUUAAGUGAGGAACAAUGCAAAAUAAUACAUACUGAACUGUUUUGCACCA